Molecule: messenger RNA, 477 nt
Organism: Aspergillus brunneoviolaceus CBS 621.78
Lineage: Eukaryota; Fungi; Ascomycota; Eurotiomycetes; Eurotiales; Aspergillaceae
Exons: 3
Coding region: 1-477 (158 amino acids)
Source: RefSeq, a predicted model, not a curated record
AUGCUCCAAUACUUCGAGCAUUAUCAGCCUGCGCAACUGGCUAUUCUGGUCAAGAUCGAAGAAGAUCUGAAUUCUCGCAACUCACACACAGAUCCAGGUUUUCGAGACCGCGCUGCUAGACUUCUCUUGCGCUUCGGCAACGACCUGAGGAAACCAAACAAUGCCACAUACUUGGAGAAUAGCGCCCACGAUGCGUCUGUGACGCCCGAGCCGUUUACUGAAUAUGAAGUUUUAGAACACAUCCAAGUUGAAGAUUGGAUCGGUACCAUUUCAGCUGACAUUGAGCGCCUAUUUCCCACCCCUGACCAAGAUCCCGUGCCUUAUAUCUAUGCUGGUGACAUGAUCCCAUUGGCACUGCAAGAUAGCUUCCCAAAUCUUGACGUAUCUCCAAGACUCGGUAGAUACGGAUCUACUCUCCCGAAGAGCGAAGACGAGAAUAUGGACUAUAAUCCGGAUGACGAAGAAGAGGAGGAAUAG